CUCCGCCUCCCAGGACCUGUCCAGCGGUGCCUGGGAGCCAGCAAACCUGCAGCGCACCUCGGACCUCUUCAGCUCGCUGGGGAGCGUCGACAGCCUGGACCCAUCCUCCCAGCCUGACCCGUCGGGGGGCCUCUCAGCAGCCAAGUCCAGCAGAAUAAUCGACUGCCUGGGCGGUGCCAGCAAGCGGGACUCGGCAUACGGCUCGUUCUCCACGUGCUCCAGCACCCCGGACCACACCCUGCCCAAGGUGGACACGUCCUCAGCCGAGAAUAUCUUCUACAAAGUGGGCCUGCGGGAGGCCUCCGCUGCAGCGGACAGCCGGCCGGGCCUGACGGCUGGCGACCCUCAUGGCGCCGAGGAGCCCCUGGGGUGUUUCCCGCCCCGGGUCCCCGAGGAUGGCCCCGAGCCUAAGCUAGCUGCUUGCGGGCGGUCCAUUUCCGGGCCCGUCUGGUAUGCUCCGGAUAAGAGACGAGCCCCUCCGUCCCCUACCCUGCCGCCUUUCCGGCUCCGCCGCGACAGCUUCGCCGCCACCACGAGCCACGAGCAGACCCAGGGCCCUACGUUCUCAGCAGACGAGACCCCAGAGCAGCCCUUGCUGGGCCUGAGCCACGUGCAGCCCCACGGUGGCGACUGGAAGAGACCUGAACCCGCUGAUCAGCCCUUGAGGCCGGCGCACGGGGGCGAUGGCCAGAGAGCCGCGAGCUCGGGGUGCACGCCAGGGGCACAUGUGGACUGUGGGUGGCUGGCCUGGGACAGCGGGGCCCAGGCCUUCCCGGGGGCCCCCAGCUGGCUGCAGGCUUCUCUCUCGAGCACCGACGUGCACCCCCCGGAGCCCUCGCCCACGUGCCAACAACCUCCCUGUUCGAGCGAGGAGGGCCCCUUCUUCCUCGAGGGCCCCUGGGCCCCCACGUGGCUCGGGGAGCCCCCCCCGGCUGACCGCCUCGCCGACGACAGCCCUGCUGCCGUUGUCGUUGGAGGGCUGCGCGCUGCAGACCAGAGGGGCGACUGCCGGGGCUACAGAGGGGGCCGCUACUACUGCGUGAUGUCCAGACCCGGUCCCCAGUGGGGCGCACCAGCCCUCCAGCCCCGCUCCUACCCGUCCCUGCUGGAGGGCGCCCCGGGCGCACUGCAGAGAGGCAGGGUGGAGACGGUGGACAGGGCACCCGAGGACCCACCGGGGGCUGGCCUCCUGGACAAAGGCGGCAGGAAGAGGGUGGCGGGCAGCUUGGAUGACGGGGGUGGCGAGAUCUGCCCCCUGCAGACGCCCAUGCUGCACUCUCCGAGCCGGGAAGGGGCGUGCCCGCCCGAGACCCGCCACGAGGACACGGCUCCAGCGCUGCCUGAGGCCCCGGCGGGCAAGCCCCUCCGGAGGAGCGACCUCUUCGCCACCACCCUGAGGAACGAGAUCCAGCAGCGGCGAGCCAGGCUGCAGAAGAGCCGGAGCACGGCCACCUUUGCCAGCUCCGCGGAGGAGGAGGGGGAGGCGGAAGACGACGAGACUGAGGCGCGUGGUUCCCGGACGCAGCCAGUGGGUGCCCCGGAGACCACCUUGCCCAGCGGCACCUAUAAGGACCACCUGAAGGAGGCGCAGGCCCGCGUCCUGAGGGCUACGUCGUUCCGCCGCCGCGACCUGGAGCCCAGCCUGGCGGACCCGGAGCCGGCCCCCCGCAUCUGGGAGGGGGCCCCAGGUGCUGGGCCGCCCUUGUGCGCUGCCGGCAGCGGCAGCUGCAGCGCGCGCAUCGGGAGCCGGAGGCGUUUCACUGCCGAGCAGAAACUGAAGCCCUACUCAGAGCCCGAGAAGAUGAAUGCGGUGGGGCUAACGGCGGACGAGCGACCCGCACCCCACGACGAGACGGUGCGCACCUUUGCCGACAGGUGGAAGUUUUUUGAGGAAACCAGCAAGCCCGUGGGCCCCCAGCCCGGGCCGAGGCCGGCGCGUUGUGGCUUCCCCAGGGAGAUGCCGGAGAUGCUGUGGACAGCGGGCCCUGGAAAAGACGGAAAGGUGGGGAGACCCAUCCGGCCAGAGCGGCUCGGCACCUUUGCAGAGUAUCAAGCCUCCUGGAGGGAACAGAGGAAAGUCCCGGAAGCCAGGAGUGGCGGGAGGUACCACUCCGCCGACAACAUCCUCGACGUGGGUGUGGACCAGGAGGAGAGGCCGCAGUACGUCCACGAAAGGUCCCGGUCAUCAUCUUCCACAGACCUCUACAAGCAGGAUGCCUCCAUGGAACCUCGAUGGCAAGCAGGGGACCCAGAGGAGCACACGGAGCUUUCUUUGGUGGCACUGGCCGAGGACAGAGGCCCCACCCCAAGACAAGCAGAUGGUCAGCGUGCGGAGGACCGCCCAGGAGCAACACGGGACCCCUGGCAAACCUCUGAACCCCUUGGCUCCCGGGAAGGGCCCGAGCUGUCCCUGGAGGCCCGCGGCCGGGCGGGUACCCUCCCUCGUGAUUACCGGUACCCGGAGCUGCACACGCCUCUGGAGCCGCCCACGCGAGGUCAGAAGCCCCGGCCCCUGAGCACCGCCCCACUGGCCCGGAGACCCGCCCUACAGAGGCCACCGCCCCCCAAGCGCGAACUCCGGCCACUGCAAGGGGGCGCGCCCGGGCGGCCCCGCACCUCGGUGGCCUCCUCGGAGGCGGUCGACACGCAGAGUGCGCGGCGCGUGGAGGAGCCAACGGCCCCGCUGCUCCCCGCCCCGUUCCGGCCCCUGCAGACCUCCACCAUUAACACUUCGCGCUCGCCGUCGCCGCAGUUUGCACCGCAGAAGCUGACGGACAGGCCCCCGCUGCUCAUCCAGGACGAGAACACCGCCAGAAUCGAGCGGGUGAUGGACAACAACACCACGGUGAAGAUGGUGCCCAUCAAAAUAGUGCAUUCGGAGAGCCAGCCGGAGAAGGAGAGCCGCCAGGCACUGGCCCGCAUUCCCGAGCCACCUCCACUGCCCCGGGGCCUCGAGUGGGACCAGAUCAAGACGCUCAGCACGUCUGAGCAGUCCUACUCGCGCUUCUGCCCCUACAGCCGCCAGAGUGCCGAGCCCCAGCCCCCUGCCGGCGCCCCGGGGCUCCCUGCCAAGGAAGGCCGGGCCUCCCCUCCCGCGCUUAGCUACGUGAAGGCCAAAGACAGGACCGCCCCGGACCUCAAGUCGGAGGAGCUGGCCCGUGAGAUCGCAGGCAGGGAUAAGUCGUUGGCGGACAUCCUGGACCCCGGCGUGAGGGUGAGAACCACCGUGGACCUCAUGGAGGGCAUCUUCCCCAGAGAUGAGCACCUCCUGGAAGGCACGCAGCAACGGAGGAAGCUGCUGCCCAAGGCGCCCUCGCCCAGGACGGUGGAGGAGAGGAGGGAGGAGACCAGCUUGCUGGCAGCCACACCCUUGGCCACCAACUCCGCCUACUACAGCACGUCGGGCCCCAAGGCGGAGCUGCUGAUAAAGAUGAAGGGCCUGCAGGAGCAGCAGGAGCCAGAGGAGGACUCGGGCAGUGACUUGGACCACGACCUGUCAGUCAAAAAGGUAGGGAGGCCGAAAUCCGGAUGAGAACGUGCUGGCGGGAGGCAGGUGGCGGCCCUUGGGUCCACCCCCAGCCUGGCCCUGCACCAUGCACCAUUUGUGUUGGGCGUGAUGCUGACAUUUGGGCCUGCGUGUGAAGCCUUUUGUGGAAGAGGCUUCUGUCCUAAGGAGGUCUCUCCAUAGGACCUCCGUGCUAUCGCUCUGUCAUAAGAUCCAGUGUCAAGAAAACCUGGUGGCCACUAGUCUCUUUCAUUUUAAGCUCAACCGAUAAUGUCUCUUCUAUCCCAGCUGAAACCCGAUGGGGCUUAACUAUAUCACCUUCAGCAGGGUCCAUACCUUCUCUGAGUACCGAUUUCAGAUUCCUGUGAUCAGGUAAUGAAUUCAACAGCAGGUCGUAAAGGGCUGUGUUAACCAAAAAGCAGCCCUUGUUCAACUCCAGAAACUAACCAGGCCUUUGGGGAUACAGCAGCAACACGCGAAUAGUCAUUCCUUCCCUGAAGGCACUGUGUUUUCGCAGCGCAAAAACAAACACACAAUAUAGGGCCCAUGGGCCACACCUGCCCCCCAACCUGCUGUUGUCAAUAAAGUUUUAUUUAAAGACAGUCAAUUCAUUCAUUUACAUACGGCCUCUACCUAUUGUAUUACAUAUGGCCUUUACAUAUUGUAUUACGUUUACUAUACUGUAAGCGAUGUUGAGUAGUGGCUGUGUGGCCUC
This is a messenger RNA of Capra hircus (goat), 4220 nucleotides long. Its product is annotated as protein Shroom2. Gene Ontology annotation, molecular function: actin filament binding. Gene Ontology annotation, biological process: actin filament organization. The record is from RefSeq and is a predicted model, not a curated record. Gene Ontology annotation, cellular component: apical junction complex; cortical actin cytoskeleton; apical plasma membrane. NCBI's taxonomy places the organism in Eukaryota, Metazoa, Chordata, Mammalia, Artiodactyla, Bovidae.